Molecule: messenger RNA, 1131 nt
Organism: Didymella exigua CBS 183.55
Lineage: Eukaryota; Fungi; Ascomycota; Dothideomycetes; Pleosporales; Didymellaceae
Exons: 1
Coding region: 1-1131 (376 amino acids)
Source: RefSeq, a predicted model, not a curated record
AUGACGGUCUCUUUCGAUCCAACACACCCUCCGGGCCUGCCGUGGCAUCCAAUUCCAUCUGGAUCGGCAACAUGCAAAGUCCAUCUCAUCCAAGCCGGCGGGCUUGCCAUUCCAACAGAUAUGGCGCUCCUUCCAGGUCCAGACAAACCAAUAGACCCGACAAAUGAGAACCAGAAAGAGGAAAUAACUGGAAAGUACUACGCCCCAGACUACGUCUUCCUGAUCGAACACACAACAACCAGAGACAAGUACCUCUUCGACCUCGGUAUCCGCAAGGACCUGGAGAACCUGCCACCCACAAUUGUGAAGAAUGUCUUGCCGCAAUUUGACUGCGAGCCAAAGUCACCAGCCGAGAUCUUACAAGAGCAUGGGUCACCAGAGCAGCAGCCCGAGAAAGUCAAGGCCAUCAUCUUCUCGCACAUGCACUUUGACCAUGUGGGCGACGGCGCAAAGGCUGGCUUCGAGAAUGCAGAGCUCUGGGUGGGGCCUACGUGCUGCACCUACGCGAGGCCUGGGUACCCGGUGGAUGAGAAGGCGCCAACGUUGAGCGAAACUCUGCCUACAGAUGGAAGCAGAAAAAUCGUGGAGGCGUUCGUGUCAGACGAGCUCCUGGAGGAAGCUGGAGACAAGAGAGCUGGAAAGGUGAUGGAGGGCCUCCAGAAGGGUCUGUACAACGCCGUUGCUCUGAAGAAGGCGGACUGGAUUGGCCUUGGAGCUUUCGACCGCGCCUUCGACGUCUUCGGAGACGGCUCAGCGUACCUUAUCGAUGCGCCUGGCCACUCAGAAGGACAUCAAAUGAUACUCAUUCGGACUACGACGGGUUCUGGAGGCGAUACGUUCGUCCUGCUGGCUGGUGACUGCUUCCACCACCCCGAGCUGCUGAAGGAGCCGCGGAGGACUGCUCGUCCGCCGUAUUCGAAGAGUGGUAUGCACAGUGAUCCUGAAACGGCGCUUGGCACUAUCUACCGUACGAAGGAGUUUGCUCAGAAGGAUAAUGUCUGGGUCGUCGCGGCGCACGACUUCAGUGUUGGCAACAACAUUCAGCCAGGCGUGAAAGAGAUCCAAGGCCUUGUGCAGAUUAACGACUGGCAAGAGAAGAAGUGGAAGAAGCCGUUGCAUGGAGAAUGGUAG